Lolium perenne is the source of this 438-nucleotide messenger RNA. The record is from RefSeq and is a predicted model, not a curated record. NCBI's taxonomy places the organism in Eukaryota, Viridiplantae, Streptophyta, Magnoliopsida, Poales, Poaceae.
AUGCCCAUCAAGCCGGACGAGGCGGGCGAGGCGGCGGAGCGCGGGGCGAGGGCCCGGGGCGGCGUCGGCCGUUGGUCGCGGGACAGAGAGAAGCGUGGCAGUGAGGCGGCGGGCAGCGGCGGGGCGGGGGCCGGGGCGAAGCGGCUACGGAGGCGAGGUGGCCGGGGCGAGGCAGGGGCGGCGGAGGAGAGGGGGCCGGGCGAGGGGCAGGAGAUGCGGCGGGUGGUGGCGACGGGUAGAGAGCACGGCGGGUGGUAUGUGAGGAGGUCGAUCCGAGGGGGCAGCCGGGAGGCGGCGAGCGACGGCGGAAGCGAGGGGCAGGAAGAGGACGGCGGGUGGCGACGGGUGAGCGGCAGCGGGUGGCGGCGGGUGGCGACGGGCGGCGGCGAGAGUCGUGUGGGCGUCGGCGACGGGCGCGAGCGUGGGAAGAAGAGAUAG